Molecule: messenger RNA, 6465 nt
Organism: Nilaparvata lugens (brown planthopper)
Lineage: Eukaryota; Metazoa; Arthropoda; Insecta; Hemiptera; Delphacidae
Product: sodium/potassium/calcium exchanger Nckx30C-like
Exons: 3
Coding region: 66-494 (142 amino acids)
Biological process (GO): calcium ion transmembrane transport; intracellular calcium ion homeostasis
Cellular component (GO): membrane
Molecular function (GO): calcium channel activity; calcium, potassium:sodium antiporter activity
Source: RefSeq, a predicted model, not a curated record
GAAAAAAGGUUUUUCCUAUAACAUUUAUAGGAAGUAUACUGUGGAUCGCAGCCUACUCCUACCUCAUGGUCUGGUGGGCCAAUGUGGCUGGUGAUACAUUCAGCAUCCCUCCAGAAGUCAUGGGACUUACAUUUCUAGCCGCUGGUACUUCGAUACCAGAUCUUAUCACCAGUGUCAUUGUCGCGAGGAAAGGCUUUGGUGAUAUGGCCGUGUCUUCUUCUGUUGGAAGUAACAUUUUUGAUGUUACUGUUGGGUUGCCAGUGCCUUGGUUGCUGUAUGGGCUGAUAUACGGCACUCCGGUGGAGGUGAACAGUGUGGGAAUGGUGUGCUCUAUCUCCAUCCUCUUCCUGAUGCUCCUCUUUGUUAUAAUGUCGAUUGCUUGCUUCCAUUGGAAGAUGAACAAGAGUCUGGGCUUCACCAUGUUCCUGCUCUACUUUGUCUUUGUUGCGGUGUCUCUCAUGUUCGAGUACAAAGUCUUGGUAUGUCCAUUUUAGGUUGCUGCUAGAGAUUGCACGCACACAUUCACACCAAUAACAAAUUAUAUUAUAUUUUAUUUGAGAAAGCUCAUAUACAUAAUAAUAUAAAUUAGAAUAAUUCUGUGAUUGAGGAAUUAUUAAGUGGUUUUUAUAAAGUAAUUAAAAGUUUUAAUUAUAAUAGAGAAUAUUGUGAAUUCUAGAUCUGUAAUAUAUUUUAGCUAUUUUUACAUAUCCUACAGUUAAGCGUUAUGAAUGAUGAAAAUUAUUGUUAUGAAUACUCACUACGAGAAAUGUUUAUCCAUGAUGUUGUACUACUUAGAAUGUGCUCUUGUUCAUCUCAUCUCAUUCAAACCUCAAGAUUCUAAUAUAACACUUGGUUAUUUAUUCAUUUCAAAAAUAAAACCACUUUUAAAAGCAACAGAUAAAUAUAAAUUCGUGUUAUUUUCCAUGCCGUAACACUUUAUAAUAUAACGCUAUUGAUGUUAUUAUUGUAUUUGUUAAUAAUUGAUCCAUUUCUAAGAUGCAACCACUUUUAAAAGCAACAGAUACAUAGAAAUUCAUGUUGUUUCCCAUGAGGUAACACUCUUUAUAAUAUAACUCUAUUGAUGUUAUUGCCUCUCUGUUGAAAAAAACAAGAGUUAAUAACUUUGUUGAAGAGUUAAUAUUGUAUUUGUUAAUAAUUGAUCCAUUUCUAAUAUACAACCACUUUCAAAAGCAACAGAUACAUAGAAAUUCAUGUUGUUUCCCAUGAGGUAACACUUUAUAAUACAACUCUAUUGAUGUUAUUGUCUCUCUGUUGAAAAAAACAAGAGUUAAUAACUUUGUUGAAGAAAUCAAAGGUGUAUCAACUUCAACGGAGUUGGAUAAGGUAUCUAGAUUCGGGGAGAGAAAUGACACAAAGUAUUUUGUGUUAUAGUUUUUCCUUUUUUCCCCUUCCAAUCAGUUCAAUGAUGUGAUUUUUGUAAAAGUGAAGUAUUUGAAUUUUAUUCACGACAAAAAGCAAUGUAUUCAGGGUAAUUGUUUAGACACUGAUGCAUCAUUAUUUUCUCUUGGAUAAUAGAUAUUUGAGUAGAUAAAAUAGGAUAUCGUAGACAGAUAAUAUUGAUUUCUCAACUUUUGGUUUUUGGAAAUUUUUGGCCUUAGAUGCCUGACAAAUCUGACCCAACUCCUCGUAAGUAAAUGUUUUGCCAUUUUUUUUCUUUUGUAGUUGGAAGUCUUCUCAUAAUAAAAUAUAAAUUGUCAAUGAAAAAUUAACUUUAUCAAUUAUUGAGACAUAUUAUUGAUCUCAACAAAGAAACUAUUUUCAAAUCAUGACGUGAUAUAGGCUACUCAAGCUUUGAUUACCACAUAACUUGUUAUCAAUGAUUAAAUCAAAGUCGAAGAUGCGAUUCUAGUAAAAUGAGCAAUACAAAUCAAGCUAAUUCUCGAUCAGCAUUUGAAAAACCUUUCAAAAUCAGCCUUUGGAACAUGAUCGAAAUCAAACCUCUUUGAAACGGACCCCGUUAUUUUCAGCCUGUUGCUAUUGGUUAUGGAUCGAAUCUGUUCUCCUCUUGAGAGCAUCAUCCCACUAACGUUCCAUUGUUUCCACUUUAUAAGCACUCAUCGCGAAUAAGUAUGUAAAUACGUUAUUUAGUUGGUAAUAUAUAAUGUAAAAUAUGUGAAAUAAAUAAUGUUACCAUUAAAUGGGUUAGAUUGGAGUGAGAAAGCUCUAUUAUACACCAAUUUGAUAUAAAUUAGAUUGUUUUUUGAAAUCAAUAAUAAUAAUAUAAUAAUUAAGACGACGAUAACACUUUUAUUUCCCAAUUGGCCUACUUAUAAAUUUUAGAAGAAGAUAUAACUCUUCAAUUCAGUAUUCAAGAUUUUUUCCUGUAGGCUACUUUGAUUAAUUAGGAGAAGCAUUUACUGGAUGAGAAUCCAAAUAAGAUUAAUAAUAAUAUAUAUUAAUUGAAUUGUUAAAUAUACAUUUUUUAAUAUUGUUACCAAUAAUGUGAAGAAAUGAUAAACACGAAAAAUAAUUCCAACAACUUAAGAUAAUUAAUUCAAAGUAAGGUAUUGUAAGGUUUAUUCAGGUAUUCAAUAAAUUAUGCUGUGCAUUGAACUGUUCAAAAUAAAAACUUGAAAAUGCGGAAUCUUUGGGUUGGAAACAGCUAAAUUUAGAAGACGUUUUUGCAAAUAAAUUGAAUUGUAUGAGACAGGAAAGGACCUCUUCAUUCUUAAAUAUUGCUCAUAAUAUCAAUGCAUUUCUUACUUUUGUGAUCUGCCUUCUUCAAAUCACAAUAAUUUCUCUACAUUCAUGACUCAUUCCUUAACACUCAUUCUGAUAAUAAUUAUUAUUCAAUUAUUUUACCUCAAAUCCUCUAACAACUGCAUAUUUAGAGUUUAUAGUGCACUAUCUAUUAUAACUCACAAGUAUAAUAUUAUAAUUAUUAUAAUUUGAUUAAAAUUUCUCACAUUGAAAAUUGGAUCAAGAAUAAAUCUGUAAUUAUUGAUCUUUAUAAAACGGUUCCAAUGCCCAUAGAGUAGCCUUUUUGAUCGCCUUAUUUUAUGCUAGAAAGCAGCUUGCAUUAUAUUCAACAUGACAUGAGGAUUAUCACAUGGAUGGAUCACUAAUCUAUUGAAUAACUCCAUAAACCUUUCUCAAAAGUAUAGAUUUAAUAAGAAUGUUAUCGAUUAUAACACGAAUAUAUUUUUAAUUUAUUGUUGAAAUUUAAUUACUAAACAAGUGAGGUAAAUUGUAGCUAAGACUUUAAUGUAAAUCUGGAAUUGUAAAAUUAGUUAUCUCAUAUAUUAUACUGUAAAUGACAUAGUUGAAGUAUACAGUACCUAUACUCCUAGUGUGUCAGAAAUCAAAUAUACUCCUAUCUACACUACACAAGAAGCCAGAUUUGUACAGUUUCUCAAAUAAUACAGAGAUUUUAGAAGACAUAGCAUAGGGUGCGAAUAUUCACUCGAUUGUGGUAGGUACAAGUGUACAUAUGUAAUAAAUAAAUAAUGAUCUGGUUGUAUGAUCCGCGCCAAAAAAUAUAAACUUUUGUGGCAUGUUGUUAUUUUUGCUCGCAUAAACAAAAAAUGUUACAACUUUUAAAACAUACUUCCAUAUCAAUGUGUUGAAUUGUAAAUUUGGUGUUGCUUGAUUAUUUUUUACAAUAAUUAUAGUCUAAUAAUAUACUGUAAUAAUAAUGAUUCAUAAUACAAAACCACUCUAUUUAUGUGGGAAGAAUAAAAUUAAUUUUAAGCGUUUUAGACUGGAAAUUAGCUUUUUAACGAGUAAAUUUUUCGAGCUACGAAGCUGUCUGUUAUAGAAAUAGAAAUGGUUGAGUAAUUUUAAUUAUUGUCAUCAAUGAUGAAGGUAAUCAGUUCCACUUCUCCAUGCAUUCUGUAGUGUCAAGUCGUUAUCAUACGUUAAUUAUUGUGAAAUAUAAAAAGUGAUUUUGCCAAGAUGUAAGCAAUAAGAACUUCAAUUCAUAAUGUAAAUUCCGAGUGAAGGUGUACAAGUGACUAAUUACUGAUUACAUUAACUGUGUAUUAUUAUAAUUUCUCAACAAUCCAGGAUUGAAAAGCUUUCAAGUAAUGUAUCACAUUUCAAGAUAUAAUCUAACACGUAAUGUGUGAUGUGUGCGUGUGUGUGUGCGUAUUAAAAAGUGUUCGUUUAGAAAUUGGUUGUAAUGUGCAGAAACAAUAAAACAAGACAAGUGGUUAGUUUAUAAAAAUAGGAGUUAAUAAUUUUAAUUUUAAAGCUAAGCUUAGUUGUUGAAUAAGGUGGAAUUUUUGAGCCUAAUUGAUUAAAUAUACAGAGUUGCCGUUCAAACACAGAUUUCUCUGGAUGAUAUCCUGUUCAAGAAAAAGUUUUUUACAAAUAUCGAUCAUAUUUCAUUUAGUGGACUAGAAGAAACAUGGUCAACUUAUGACAUACCGUAUCUUCUUCAAAAAUGUAUACCAUAAUAUGAAGAGCGCGAUUCAUUCAGAAUGCUCAAAAUUAAUUAUUACUUUUUUGAGAGCUUGUUAAAGAGGAUAAGAUGUGAUACGAAAAUAAAUGGGAAGACGUUUUCUUGAAGACGAAAAAUAAACGUAUCACCAGAAUAGUCCUCAGCAUAUUUAAUAGUAACUCUGAAAAGAUUUCAAAUUAAAUUUUGAAGGGACAGAGUUUAAUAAGUAUUGAAUCAGAGAAUUCGGCUAUGAUAAGCUCUAGGAUGAGAGUGAAAAAUUUCUACUCUUUUCAUAUUAUAAUCUCUUUAUAAUCCUCCGAUUCAAUAAGUAUCUCGAAUAUUUGUUGGAAUGAAAUUUGAUGUAUUAUCAUAGUAUUGUUCAAUUUGGCCACUUCAUAGUACAUUUAUCCAAAACGAUUAAUUUACUGGAUACCACAUUUCUGAUAGUUUCGGAAGUGUCAGUUAAAAUUGAACUCAAAUGUAAGAUAAGUGGAUAUUCAAUCAAACCGUGCUAUAGAAAACGCACAACAUUCUUUAUUCUCAAACUGUACACUCAUCAUUUAAAUGCUUAAGAGAAAGAAAAAAGACAAAUAUUGAGCUAUUUCUUUCUUCUUGAGCUAAACUAUAACAAAAUUUACCGAAUUCGGAAUGCGUGACUUUGCGGUAUUUGGGCGUCAAGCGGAACAAGACUUUGAAAAAUGGAAUGAAUGUUAUAGAACUCAAUUGAAAUCAAAAUUUGGAAUAAGUUAAUCCACUCUUAAUUAUUCUGAUGGACUUAUAAAAAUACUAAAAAUAUUGACUAUAAUGAAGUGAUAUUCCAUAAUUUAACAACAUCAAUUUCAAGAAUAGAUUAGAUACUGAAAAUCUAAAUUCAAAAUGGAAUUCAUGCUUUUUCUAUAAAACAUUUAUUCAGGAAUAUCAAAGAUUUAAAUAUUUCCGUAUCAGUUAUAAUUUUUGAGAUAUUCAGAAAGCCUGCCACAUUUGGGAGAACAAAUUCAGAGUAAUCUGUGUUACCAUAUUAUGUGAAAACUAAUGAAAGUUUAGCACAAAGCAAAUUGAUUUACCACGAUGCCAAAAUGUUUUGUAUCUUUAGUUGGCCUAAAUCGAUUCUUGGUUUUUUAACGCAUACAUCAAUAAGAUGUAUAGUUAUGUAGCUAACCAAGUUAGAUGUACAAAGUAUUAAGUAGUUAGUCAACAAUUUCUCAAUUAAAUAUUCAAAUUCGGUACACUAUUCAGUAUAUUACAAUGUUGAGAGCUUUUAUUACUGUUGGAACUUCUCAGUCCAAUUGAUAUUUUCUUCACCCAUUAUUUAACCCUCUACUGAAAUUCCUCUAAUAUCAGUAAUUAUGAAAUCCAACAAUACAACGAGACACCUCAAGUAAAAAACUUUACAUUUCAUCCAAUUUCGUAAAAGUGGAAGCACCUGGUUUUUCUCUGAUUUGUGAUCAAUAUUAUUCUCAAUGAGAACUGGAUUUCUCGUAUACUGGAUUUGUUCUGUUGCCAAGUCAACCUAAGCAUUUUAUUCGAAUUCUUGUAAAAGGAUGAAACUAUUAAAACUUGCUCAUUAUUAUCUUCAAAAGUUGAAUAUUAAUGAGAUAACUCCCAAGUAUGGUGUAAAAAACUUAUUAUGUACGGUAGGUAGUCAUUUACCGUGUUUAAGAAAUGUUUUAAAAAUUCUUUUUGUUAGACAGUAGGCCUAUGUAUUAUUGGAGUGAAUAAAGGAUGUGUCGAUUAAUAAGUGAGAACUAUUCUUAUUGAGAAUUUGAAUAAGAACAAAUUAAUCUUGAAUUGAAGUAAUGAUGAAAAUAUGAUUUUUUUUCAUUUCUACAUUGAAUAAAAGUUGCUGCUAAAUUGGUCAAUAAUACUCACAUUAUUGCUAAGUUAAUUAAGUUAAGUAUUAAGUUGAUAUUAUCGCUCACAUUCGAAUUGAUUUAAACUGAAUAUGGUAACGGGUUUGAAUAACUUUAAUUGAAAAAUUGGCAGUAUUUAUUAAAGCUAAAAGUGCCUAGAAUUAUUACCGAUCAUCUUUUAAUACCAUGCCUAUCUGUUCUCCUAUAAUUUGU